AUGAGUAUCGAUUAUCGUCAAGAAGCAAAGGAUGCUAUCGAUAAGCGUGAUUAUGUAUCCGCUUGGAAUUUUUACACUCAAGCUUUAAUCGAAUCUCCAAAAGAUCUCGCAUUAUGGUGUAAUCGUGCUUUGGUCGGUCUAAAUGCUGGAUUUCCCGAACUAACUUUGAUGGAUUCAAAGAGAGUUGUCUUUCUUAGUUUAGAGAAAGGAAAGAGCAUGGCUAAUGAUAUUAAUUUACAAAAUCUCGUUUAUAAAGCAAGAUAUCGUUUAGGUUUGGCUGCCGAAAAAUUAGGACUUCCUUUUUUGGCUGCAAGAGAAUUCGAAUUAUUAGAUACUUUUAAUUCUAAAAAAAAUUUCGGAAAUAUAUUUGAAGAAUCUUGUCAUCAAAAAAAGAUUGACAUGACUGAAACUUAUUUGAGACAACAAAUUAUAUUAAAACGUGAAUAUGAAAAAAGAAAUACUAAAAUUCAAAUUUCAGGAAUUGGAAAAGGGUGGUAUAAAUUUACUGGAAGUUAUCCUUGGGAUAAUCGUCAAAGUGAACGUAUAUCCGCAAGUAUGCUUCAAAAAAUUCAAGGAAAAUUGGAUAUUGCCAGCGAUAAUAAAUUAAAAGCAGUAAUUAUUAGAUCUGAAACUGAUAAUCCAAAAUUACAACUUGGCAUUAAAACUAAACAAGAUGUCUCUCAUUUAACAAUUUUAUUUGAAGAAGACCCAUUUAUAUCAAUUCAUAAUCGAUAUAAUUUGAGAUGUGAUUAUUGUAUUAAUAAAUUAUCUCCAACCGCGAGAGAACCUGGAAUUCCUCUUAAAUAUCCGUGUAAAAAUCAAAAUUGUAAAGAAGUAUUCUGUAAUGUUCGAUGUUAUAAGAAAGCAAUGGAAUUAUAUCAUCGACCAUUAUGUGGUAAAGAUAUUAACAAGAUCAUUGAAUUAAGUAAAAGGGAAAUUGGUGGAUUAAAUCAUCAUGCUUUAUUUUUAUUGAAACUUUUUGCCAUAGCCAAAGAAAGAAAUAUUAAUCCUUUAGAUAUAGAAGAAAUUAAACAUUUUACAAGACUCAAAACGAAUCCACUAUUUCUUGAAGGUCAUCUCGUUUGGGAUCCAGAAUAUGAAAGUAUUUAUAAUAAUAUUUUAAGUAUUUUAGAUAUAACGAUGUAUGAUUUACAAUAUGAUUUUUGGAUUUUUAUUACUUUGAUGAAUAUGAUUGGAGCGAAUGUAUUUGGAAGAACUUUUACAGAUCAAGCAGCUGAAGAAAAACUUUCAUCCAUAUAUCCCCUUUGUGCAUUGAUGAAUCAUAGUUGUUGUGAUUUUGUUGUUCCACAAUACAUCUUACCUGAACCAUCAAAUACUGUACACAAUUUAAUUCAAGAUUAUGAAAGACGUAGAAAGAGAUAUCAUAGAAAAGGUUAUCAAUCAUAUCGAAUUACAUUAGUUACUCAUCGAAAUUUGAAGAAAGGUGAAGAAAUUUUUUAUCCAUAUACACAAUAUAGUAAUAGUAAACCAAGAAGGCACGAAUCUUUAUUAAGAAAUUUCGGAUUCAUGUGUCAUUGUAAUCAAUGUAAAAAAGAAUCUGGAAGAUAUAGAGGUAAACCAAUUGCGUGGUUUUUAUAUUUUCCGGGUGAUGAGAGGGGUAAAAAUUUGGUGGAAAUUGAAAAUUAA
Molecule: messenger RNA, 1647 nt
Organism: Diversispora eburnea
Lineage: Eukaryota; Fungi; Glomeromycota; Glomeromycetes; Diversisporales; Diversisporaceae
Source: the annotation of a GenBank genome assembly